UAACAAAUAAGUUGUCAACAUUCCUUAUACCUGUAGAGGAUAGUGUUACAUAACCAUUUACGUUCUUUAGAUGACUAAUUAAAAACAAAUGUUUUUAUGUUUUAAAAUGAAUGUUAACUUUCAUGUUCUAAUAUUUAUAGCAUUGUAUUCGUUUCAGUUUAAUAUAAUAAUUCAAAAUUAUUUUCAAUUAAAAAUAGCAGUUCUUAUAUAUAAAUACUAGGCUUCAUCUAGCUAGGACCCUGCGAGCCUCAUUUUUAGAAAAAUAUCAGAAAUGUUAUAAAAACUUAAAAAAAUUGCAGCCGUUCUAAAUUAGAGCACGCAGAAAUCUCAUAGUAGGUCAAAUGAAGUUAAACGUGUUUGAUCGAUACAUUUUUUAUAUGUCAGUCUUUAUUUAUUCAAAAAAGAAAUUGUGACAUGGCUGAAUUUACGAAAACAUUUAUUGGACAAAAGUUUGAUAUGAAUCAAUUUUUGAACAUAGCUAAGAAAUGGCCAACAAUAAAAUCGGUAAACUCAAAACGUAAACAGUCGAUUGAACAAUCCCAAGCUACUAAGACUAUGUCAAAAGUUAAAUUGUCGGGACCUCCCAAUCUUGUGGAAAAUUUAUGCAAGCAAACAAGAUUUACCAAGAAAGAAAUUAUUGGGUUAUGUAAACUGUUUAAAAAGUUGGUGACUUUUUACAGUACUGAAUCUACUUCAACGGUUGCAGCAAUGAGUUCAUCAGUAUUAAUUUCAGCACCAACACAGGGAUUCGACAGGCUUAUGUUUAGGGAGUUCUUGCAAAAUGAAUUUGGCAUAUCUACAGAGGAGAUACUCACGGAUCGAAUAUUUUGCUUCUUUGAUCAUAGAAAUGAUGGUGUAAUACAUGAAGAUGAAUGGGUCAGUGGACUUUCAGUAUUAUUAAGAGGUACUCAAGAAGAACGAAUUAAGUACACAUUUACCAUUUAUGAUCUGAACAAUGAUGGAUUUAUAAGCCGAGAAGAAAUUUUUAAUUUACUGAGGAACUGUUUGGUUAAGCAUCCACAAGAUGAAGACCCAGAUGAAGGUGUAAAGGAAUUAGUGGAAAUUGUUUUAAAAAAAAUGGACCGUGACAAUGAUGCUAAACUGUCUUUUGAAGACUUUUCCUCUUCUGUGAAUAAUCAGUCACUCUUGUUAGAAGCAUUUGGUCAGUGUUUACCAUCAGGAGAAUCAAUAGAUAAAUUCUUAAAUUUAAUAAGUCAUGUUUAACAGUAAUAUAUUAGAAAACUUAAUUUAGAUUACAAUCUUAAGUUAUAGUUUUGUGAGUUUACAUAGGUUUCCCAUAUGGUGGUGCUUAGCACUCCCAAAAAUUUUGAGUAACACAAAAAUUUGGUAAUAUAUUAUUAUCAUUUAUAACAAUUCCUAUAAUUUAUUAAAGUACUGAAAAGUGGACUAAUUAGCACAUAAAACUCUUUUCUUUUCAACUUUUUAUAACUAUCUUAAAUCUCAAUUUCUUGUUGUUGGGCAUAAAAGCCAAAAUUAUAUAGUUUUCGGUAAAAAUAACCUAAUUUGUGAUUUGAAUAGAAACGAAAAAUUUAUGUGUAUUAUUUAAAAGUUAAUCAAAUGAAAGGUUUUUUUUUGUGUACUGUACAAUUAGAAAAAAGAAAGAAAAAAAACAUUCCAACGAUUUGUCUUCUAUGAAUAAUCAAAAGUUUUAAAUCAUGUAGUUUUUAGUGGAUAAGUUAAAUUUUUUUUCAUUUUAAAUAUGUAUUGAAGUGUUUCAGAACAGAGAUUUAAUCAUUGUCAGAUAUUAAUCAGUACCAAUCUAAAAAUUGCCUUAACUUCAUUUUUAUAGACCUCUACUAUACUUAACUUUUUAAACAUUUUAAUGAAUAAAAAUUAUUGUUUAGUUGACACACAUAUUUUUUUUUUCAUAAAACUAUUAUUUAAGGAUGUCUUUGAGACUCAAUGUAAAAAUUUAAAGACUAAAAUAAUAGUUUUAAAAGAUUUUUCUCAAAAAUAAUUUUUUGUUGGAAGAUAUCAUGGAUGUUUGUUAACCGAAAGUAUAUUCUAAUACUUAUAAAUUAAUUCAAGUACUAUAACUAAACCAUUUUUGCCAACAACCUGUGAAGAUUUUCAUUAAUACGUUUACUAAACAUUGGUUAUGCAUUAGUAUAGUGCAAAAUAGGUUUACUAAUAUUUCUUAUGUAUUGAAAAUGAUUUAAUUAAAAUACUUUUAUCAGGUUGAUGUAGGGGCUUUGUACUAUACAAGUCACUUAGGAGACUAAAAUUUUAGUAUCUUCGAGUUUUUAACUAAAUUUGUGCUUAUGUCAGGUUAAAAAUUAGCAAUCAUAAUUAAAUUAUGACAGCUAAUUUUAUAAUUUUAUAUAAAAAAAAAAAAUUAAUAACUAAAUGUAAAAUAUCUAUCUACUUGUAAUGUUUUUUUUUUACAAAAAAAUGUACCUAUCUAUUAAAUUAA
Messenger RNA from Daktulosphaira vitifoliae (grape phylloxera), 2434 nucleotides. Its product is annotated as calaxin. The record is from RefSeq and is a predicted model, not a curated record. Gene Ontology annotation, molecular function: calcium ion binding. The transcript has 5 exons. Lineage: Eukaryota; Metazoa; Arthropoda; Insecta; Hemiptera; Phylloxeridae. Bases 415 to 1224 code for a protein of 269 amino acids.